Physcomitrium patens is the source of this 2444-nucleotide messenger RNA. RefSeq lists its product as uncharacterized. Gene Ontology annotation, cellular component: cytosol. The record is from RefSeq and is a predicted model, not a curated record. NCBI's taxonomy places the organism in Eukaryota, Viridiplantae, Streptophyta, Bryopsida, Funariales, Funariaceae. Gene Ontology annotation, molecular function: protein-folding chaperone binding.
AAGGCGUUGGUUGCGUAUUCCAAUUCUCGACGUCUCUCGAAUCUCUCGCUUUCUCUCUCUCUCUCGCUCGCUUCGCUUGCUUCAGUAUAUGUAUUCAAUUCCCUUCGGCGACGGAGUUUGUGGUAGUUUGAGUGAGUAGUGCGCGGGUUUGAUGUUAUCAAGCGUUUGUUGUUACGUGAGAAGGUGAAGGAUUAUUAGUUGAGGUGGUUGUGAGAAUUGAUCGCGGUGUUGUGAGUGAAUUGUGAGGUUUUUGAGGUUGGUGAGGGUGGCGUACUCGACGAAGGGGAGAGGAGGGAGUGGGAGGAAGAGGAAGAGAGAAGAGGUGAGAGGUGGUGGUGGUGGUGACGAGAUGGGAGUUGAUUACUAUAGCGUGUUGAAGGUGCCGAAGACGGCGACAGAGGAUGAUUUGAAGAAAGCGUACCGGAAGUUGGCGAUGAAAUGGCAUCCGGAUAAGAAUCCGAACAAUAAGAAGGAGGCGGAGGCGAAGUUUAAGCAGAUCUCGGAAGCGUAUGAAGUGUUGAGCGAUCCGCAGAAGCGGCAAAUUUAUGACCAAGCGGGAGAGGAGGGGCUGAAAGGCGGCAUGCCGCCUCCUGGUGGUGCUUCGUAUGGGUUUGGCAACGGAGGGACGGCUCAUUCGUUUAGGUUCAAUCCAAGAAAUGCUGAGGAUAUAUUCGCGGAAUUUUUUGGUAAUGCUAGCCCGUUUGGAGGGAUGGGCAGCAUGGGAGGUAUGGGUGGUGGUAGAACGGGCAGAGGAGGUCCGUUUGGAGAUGGCAUGUUUGGUGGUUUUGGUGGUCCAGAGACUAUGUUCCGGACGACAGAUGGAGCACAGGGCUUCCGGUCUUUCGGUGACACUACCUCCCAGGCACGAAAAGCCCCCGCUGUGGAGAACAAGCUUCUCUGUAGUUUAGAAGAGAUUUACAAGGGAUCCACCCGAAAGAUGAAGAUCUCCAGGAUGAUUGCCGAUGCCAGUGGCAAGACCAUGCCUAUAGAGGAGAUUUUGACUAUAGAUAUCAAGCCUGGUUGGAAAAAAGGAACCAAGAUCACUUUUCCCGAGAAGGGUAACGAGAAAUUGGGAGUGACUCCUGCAGACUUGGUGUUUGUAAUUGAUGAGAAGCCUCACGAUACUUUUAAACGCGAUGGCAAUGACCUAACAAUGACCAAGAAGGUAUCACUUGUGGAGGCCCUGACAGGAUGCAGUUUCUCCAUCUCUACUCUAGAUGGCAGAGCGCUGAAUGUGAGCGUUUCUGACGUUAUCCAUCCUGGUUAUGAGAAGGUGCUGUCAAAGGAGGGAAUGCCGGUAGCUAAGGAACCGGGAAGGAAAGGAAAUUUGCGAAUCAAGUUCGACAUCACUUUUCCAAAUAGACUGAGCAGUGAGCAGAAGGCUGGCGUGAGGAAACUUUUGGGCGCUUGAGGAGACGGAUGGGUUUUUGGUGGUACGACGUAACAUGGUGCUGUAAUUACACCUACAAUAUUCAACAUGCAGUGUGGGGCUCCUACGGUUGUGAGAAUUGAGAGUACACCGACUUGGGGAGUUUGUACAUAUCCUUCCGUUUACUAUGGAGUUUCCCAUAAUGGGGACCUCAUUAAACUUGGGCUUCAUGGCCGGAGGCUGUUCAAGCGCUUUCAACAGUAAAUUUCCCUUUCUACCUGUUUCGCUUCUCCACCCUCCCUAAAGGCAAUUAGUAUGCGAUCUCAAAUUUUACGAACGGAUACAGUUAGUAAAUAUGUGGACUCCAGGUUCUGAUGUUGAAGAGUCCAAGCUGCAUCACCUCCACGGCGCAAAGGCUCUUUGAUGCUAAGCGGUCUCUAGCUCUUCAGAGGAUUUCUUUUUUCUGAGAGCGGUGGACAUUGUACCUGAGGAUUCCUCAACGACUUCUCGUGCUGGCUGGGCGACUGGGUUUGGCAACUGUACCAGUAUUACUGGAGCAGCAGAAUCUCUGGUUAUAAAUUUCCUAACAAGAUGGAUUUUGGAAGUGUAAUGGCCGCUAGGGAAUGAUGCUUGGCGACGAGCACUUCCUCGGGAUCGCACCCUUUUCGUGUAUCGUUGAGGUGUCUUUUACUUAAGACGUAGAUAAUAGGAAUAGUCAUAACCAUAGCCGAGUUGUACAAUAUUUACAAUUUUCGUAGCGUAGUGAUGAAAUGCAAAACAUUAGUAUUUUUCCCCAUUCUUUCCCCUUUCUGUUCAUGUUGAUAUUUUCUCUCACUGCACAAGUCAAUCUCAUUCAGUCUGAUAGUAUUUUCCUGUGGGUAUCUUGAAGAAUGGUUGAUUAGGUUUGCAAUGCUCAGUGGUUGCAGAAACGAUUGCCUAUUUCGUAGCUUUGUCUUUAUGAUCAUGUGUGAGCUUACAGAUUCUGAAAGUACGGACGCAGCCACCAUGCCAUUGUAAUUGUGGCUUGAUCCUCUGCAGUUACCACGUUUCGAAUUGACAACUUCACUUUCAUCAA